Messenger RNA from Sporothrix brasiliensis 5110, 750 nucleotides. RefSeq lists its product as uncharacterized. Bases 1 to 750 code for a protein of 249 amino acids. The transcript is spliced from 4 exons. Lineage: Eukaryota; Fungi; Ascomycota; Sordariomycetes; Ophiostomatales; Ophiostomataceae. The record is from RefSeq and is a predicted model, not a curated record.
AUGGCUAUACCCGAGCCGGAGCCUGAGCAUGAGACGGCCGACUUCACGGCCUCAUUCAUCGCGGACGAGAUGGAUGUCGACAACGGCACUACGCCGGUGAACGAAGCGGCCGCUGCCCAACAGCAGCAGCAGCAGCAGCAGCAGCAGCAGCAGCAGCAGCAGCAGCAGCAGCAGCAGCAGCAGCAGCAGCAGCAGCAGCAGCAGCAGCAGCAGCAGCAGCAGCAGCAGCCGGCUCUCGAAGCGCCACAGCCGACACAGCCGUCUCAGCUCCGGGCAGUACGGUCACCCGUGCGGACACCCGAGCUGCAGACGACUCUGCCUCAGCGGCAGGCUCCGAACGGGACUGGCCAGAGCUAUCAGCAGCCACCGCAGCCACCGCAGCCACCGCAACUGCCGCAACCGAAACAGAUGCAGCGCGGCGCCAGCCAGGCACGCGAGUCGUCGCCGGGCACGCCGGGCCACAUCCCGCCGUUUGACUGGGAAGAGUUUGAAGCGCGCUAUGAGCACGCGCUGGCGGAGAUGAACGGCGAGGAGAAGGAGCUGCUGGAGGAGUUUGGCCGUCUGGUGAAUUACUUUAACGUCUGGGCCUCCGCUGCCACUGCCCACGACGAUGAGCGUGCAGUGAAGAGACUACAAACUAGGGAACGCUACGUCAAGAUUGCUGAGCAGAGCCUUGGCCAGAGAAAACAGCACUUAACGGAGGUCGUUCGUGCGUUCCAAAGCGCCUUGGCUCUGCUGAGCCAGACGUAA